Molecule: messenger RNA, 1274 nt
Organism: Drosophila suzukii
Lineage: Eukaryota; Metazoa; Arthropoda; Insecta; Diptera; Drosophilidae
Biological process (GO): establishment of meiotic spindle localization; spindle organization; mitotic cell cycle
Cellular component (GO): spindle pole
Molecular function (GO): calmodulin binding
Source: RefSeq, a predicted model, not a curated record
GAAGUUGCUUUUGAAAUACACUCAAAAUUCAUAAACACCAGGAAUGCGUUGAACUUACACUUGCGUUUCACACAUGGUUUUGUUUUAAUAGUUGCUGCAACACAAAACACGGUUAAUAUUUACAUAAAUCAAACACAACACAAAAUGAAGACUAUGCAUUUAAUUGCCCCUCCCGGAACCUUCAAUAGAUUGGAUAAUGAUUCCGAGCCCGAGUUCGUUUUCAAUGGUGAAGAGGAGGAAUGUGCCAACUGGCCCUUGGCGGUAAAAUUGUCCAGAACAACGGUCCAUCUUGUCGACUACAAGAUCUUCAUUGCGGCACGUCGCAUCCAAUCCCUUUGGCGUGGCCACAGCGUCCGAAAGCUGAUCCAUCAGCGCUGGAAGGCUGCAGUUACCAUCCAGCGCUGGUGGCGCGGCUUUCGGGUUCGGAGGACACUGUGGGAACAGCUGGAGCAGCGGCUGCAGGACACAAUCCUCGAGCACUACCACCGGGCGGCCAUCCGCAUCCAGGCUCUGUUCCGUGGAUGGCGGGACAGGCAGACCAUCCACGAUGUGCAAAAUCUGCGCCGCAUGCAAGCCACUGCCGCCGAGGACCUGGUCAACUGCGUGAUCCUCCAGCUGCAUCACAUUAAGCAAACCGAAUCCUUACCAGGAGUAUUCUCGCUGCGAAACUCAGUCAUCCUUUCAAGGGUCGAGAAACUGAUAACCACUAUGAUGUUUCGAUUCCACAACGGUCGGGUGUUAUCGAUAGUAGCCAACAGGAUGUCCCAAAAGGGGGAACACCGAAAGAUCUUUGAGUCCGGCAAAUUCUACUAUCCGUUCCCCUAUGCCGGACCCAAUUUCAACGAGCUAUGUCAUGAUAAGGACGAGGACAAAGUGGUUGUCAAGGACUUGAUCACUGAUUUGCGCUUCGCCGGAAUUGUCGCCAAGUACGAGGAGUCUCAGCGGGAAGAGUAUUUCAGAGACGCCCAUAGGCGUUUUGAUACGCGAAAAGUUCAAGAGCAGUUGGACAACAUUACCGCUCAAGAACUAAAUUCUAAACGUAAAUUCUGUGCUGACGUUAUAGAGAGCAUGCGUAAAUGGACGAUCUGGAGUGGCACCAAUGAUAAUGUUAAGAAAAAUAUUUUUAAAAGUCCUGCAAAUGUGAAAGGAUUUUUUAUGAAAGUGAAGCAUAUAAUAGGUGACGGCAAUGUGAGACCCGCUGAAGACCUUGAAAUUAAGGAAGACUUGAUGAAGAUUUCUUGAGAUAAAUUCUGGGUAUACAUUACAAUACAAAA